This is a messenger RNA of Zerene cesonia (dogface butterfly), 2049 nucleotides long. RefSeq names its product nose resistant to fluoxetine protein 6-like. The coding region runs from base 45 to 1946 and encodes 633 amino acids. The record is from RefSeq and is a predicted model, not a curated record. Gene Ontology annotation, molecular function: acyltransferase activity, transferring groups other than amino-acyl groups. Lineage: Eukaryota; Metazoa; Arthropoda; Insecta; Lepidoptera; Pieridae. The transcript is spliced from 12 exons.
AAUUCUUGAGAUAGAAUCAGCGCGUAAGUACGCUGCUUACGGUCAUGGCGGUCAUUUUUAUCGUGUUGUUAGUUGUUAUACUGGAGCCGUGUGCGUCCGUGAUAUUUCAUGUGAAUGAAACUGAAUACAACAAAAUGCCGCCGCUUUUCGCGAUGGAUAACUACGACCAGUGUAUGUCUGACGCUGAGGGAAUGUACUGCAUUGCCGACUUUGAUCUGUUCUCACGGCGAAGAUCGUCACUAAUGCAUUUCAUACAGGAAUACUCAGCAUACACCAAAAAGCAUUACAAUCAUACUCAACUACACAGAGGUAUUUGUAUAACACGGACCUGUAAAACUUAUCUACUUUACAACUCAAAUAAAACAAUGGACCUAAACAUGACCCUUGAGGGAUGCUUCAAUAAAACAAUAUGGGAUGACUACAAUAUAGAGGCAAAGUUAUCAAAGCUACACUAUUGUAAGAAGAAAGGAGACAAGAGGAUAAUUGAUAAGAGUGAUAUAGCUGUUUUUAUAGUGUACGUGGUGCUAAUUUUGUUACAUUUUAUCGGAAGCUCUUACGACAUCAUCAAAUCUCGAAACGAUAAAGCUGAAAACAAAAUCCUUCUUGCGUUUUCUCUGAAAAGGAAUUGGGCGAAAUUAACAGCACCUAGUGGUGCUGGUCCAGAGCCGAGGUUGGAAAGACUGAAAAUGAUUAAUGGUAUGAGAUCAAUAACAAUGAUUUUUGUUAUUUUUUCGCACACUGCUGUUAUUUUCUUUCAUACUUUCCAUGUUAACCCACUAUUUGUAGAAAAGUCUUAUGACGAUCCUAUGAAACAAAUUGCCUUCAACGGAACUCUGGUGACAUAUACGUUCCUAGCGAUGUCCAGUUUCUUACUAGUCUACAAUUUUCUCAUAUACUCGGAGACUCAUGAUAUAUCCUGGUGGGACUUUCCUAAAGGAGUGUUUUUACGAUGGAUAAGAUUAACGCCGUCAUAUGCCCUUGUCCUGGCAACUAUAGCCACCUGGAUAAGGCACGCUGGAGACGGCCCGCUGUGGGACUACGUUGUGGUCAGCGAGUCGGACGCCUGCCGCAUCAAGUGGUGGAAGCAUAUGUUAUACGUUAAUAACUAUUUCUAUGACCAUGUCAACUGUCUCCCCCAGACCUGGUAUCUAGCCGCUGACACCCAGCUAUUCUGCUUAGGUCUCCUAGUGCUUGUAGCGUUUCGGACGCAAAAAGCUAGAAAAAUAGUAGCGAUAAUCAUUUUUCUACUAUCACUCGUAAUUACCGGAGGUGUUACGUAUUUUAAUAAAUUGGACGUCAUUUUGUUGCAGACUCCAGAGAACUAUCGGACUCUAUAUGCAAAUGAUGACACAUUCAAACAAACGUACGUCGCGAGCCACGCCAACUUAUCAACCUUCGUGUUAGGCUUUGCUGCGGCCAUGCUUGCCUACCAUUGGCAGGUGGAGAAAAAAGAUCUCACUGUUUAUAAGCGACACGGGUGGGUGAUGUGGCUCCUCUUCCCCACUGGACUUGGUCUGUUGCUCUCCGGCGGUAUCUUCUAUAUCGAUGGGAUUGAGCUAUCCCAAGCCUUCAAGGCAGUUUCCGCUGUCUUCAUGAAAGUCGCCUUCAUCAGCAUUGUCUGUGCAUUCAUGAUCGGAUGCAUAUUUAAGUUUGAAAAUUUAUAUCGCUGCAUAGUGGAGUGGCGCGGCUUCACUUGGACCGGCAGGAUAUCAUACAGCGCCUUCCUUCUUCAUACAAUUUUUCAGAGAUGCCUGUUUGGGAUCCAAAUGUCACUUAUUUAUUUGUCUGAUUUCGAUAUAGCUAUGUUCCUGCAGGCUUCGCUAUUUACCUCCUACCUUUGCGGCGUGUGUUUAUACUUAUUUGUGGAGGCACCAGUCGGAAGUCUAGUCAAAGCUUUGCUGACCCCAUCUGAGAAGAAUACAGUGCAAGCACCCGAAGAUAAAUAGUUUCUUAAGACCUUUAGCAAAUGUAGUUUUAAUAGUCACAAAUAAAUGAUUACUGUUUCCACUACCUACAAGAGUUUUCAAUCUUGAAAUUCGGAUCUUUUCU